This is a messenger RNA of Rhagoletis pomonella (apple maggot), 1639 nucleotides long. RefSeq lists its product as uncharacterized. The transcript has 2 exons. Bases 390 to 1499 code for a protein of 369 amino acids. The record is from RefSeq and is a predicted model, not a curated record. NCBI's taxonomy places the organism in Eukaryota, Metazoa, Arthropoda, Insecta, Diptera, Tephritidae.
AUUACACUUCUGGCAACUCUAUAAAUCAGCUGCUGUUUUUAUUCAGAAUAAAAUUACAAUUCUGUUGCAUUUUAUUUAGCAAAUUUUUAGUAAACACGUUAACUUUAGACAAUUGAAUAGGAAAAUAAAUUGCGAAGUCGUCGGCAAAUGCCCAAAUCGUUAAGUUCCAAUGGUACUAAAGAAUGUAAUGUUUGUGUCAUUUGUUAUGCAGAUCUGUCCAUAGGUGCUCGUUGCAUUCAUCAAACAAAGGCUGGCCCAAUAGAAUUUAUUAAAAGCAAUUAAGAGCACGCAAAUCAAAGUCCACUACUUCUUUGAUAAUCUUGCUGGCGGUGGUCAGUUAACACUUGCAGUUUUGAAGCAACUAUAAGCAGUAGCAAUACAAAUACAUAAUGGGAUACAAAGAACCUUUGCUGCAACAAAUUAGCCCACAAGAGGAGGCAAUGCAGUCACUUUGCAAGCAAUUGUUGAAAUCUAAAAUUUUUCGCGGCUACUAUGAAGAGCGUCGGUUCGUGGAUGCAGUAAGUGAUUAUCGCGACAUUAUUGGGCUCCAUCGAAGUGAGCGAGAGUUCGAGCGUUUAUUGCUGGACAUUAAAUGCAAAUUGCAACUUUUCUAUCAGCAUUCGCCACAUGUGUGGAUUGGAAUAACACAUGGCGAUUGUAUGGGCGUUAUGCCAAAGAAGUACACGCUAGACACACACAUUUGGCUGCAACUACAAGAAGCUGCCUUCGCACAGUAUUGGUUUCUUGUUAAAAGUGUGCGAUUUCGUAAAAACGAGGUACUAUUAAAGUUAAAAAUAGUACGCGCUGUUGAGGCCGAGCCGCUAACCGAAAAAGUAGCUUCGUCCCAACCUUCUACACCUGCCUCAAAGCCCGACAGUGGAAACUCAAAACCGGAAGUUUUAAUUGAAGAUGCAGAGAGAAAAUCAAAUAACCCAUCACAACCUGAUGAGGGGAUGCCGAACACGUCUGAUAAAGGGUCAAAGGAAGGAAAUCAGAUCGGUUAUGAAGAUUUUGUCGAGGUGGUACGUGACUGGGGCACAAGCAUAAAACAAUCUGUUUACGAUUUUAUUUCGAACGAUAUAAACAAAGACAACAUAAAGGGUUUUUUACAAUUUCUGGGCUUAGUUGUGGUCUCUCUAUUGACCGGCAGUUUUGAAGCUAUUAAAUAUUUGGGCACCUUCGCGUUGCGCUUCAUGUUUGAAUUUACGCGUUUUACACAUGUAAUGACACCAAUCAUACUAAAGUUGAUCGAAAUGGCAACUAAGAUUGUUGGAGGCUUUUACGUGUUGUUGGCGAUGAUAUGGAAAGAUGUAUUUAUGAAACGAAACAUGGCACAACAACGUCCACUACUCGAUUACAGUGAACAUAUAAGAGCAAUAGAAUACAAUCGGCCGCUGUAUAAAAGUAUGGAAUACAAUAUACGGCAAAGCCCACCACAGCCAUCAAUGUUGCGGACGGACGAUGGCCAAUUCACGGAGUUCGAGCGAAAACUUCAAUAAAGUGCACACCCAUGGGAAUGUGCGGGACUGCUAAGAUUAUUAAUUUGAUUGUUAGAACUAAUAUUUUUUACUAAAUUAAUUGCCUGAUAGUAGGAUGCUUUACGAUUUUACACGACGAUACGAUCAUUCCGUAUAUUGGA